Molecule: messenger RNA, 1395 nt
Organism: Penicillium lagena
Lineage: Eukaryota; Fungi; Ascomycota; Eurotiomycetes; Eurotiales; Aspergillaceae
Product: putative oxalate decarboxylase
Exons: 8
Coding region: 1-1395 (464 amino acids)
Biological process (GO): oxalate metabolic process
Source: RefSeq, a predicted model, not a curated record
AUGAAGCUCCAAGCUCUUCCUCAUAUCUUUUCUUUGCUUCCUGUCUUCCUUCCUCUUGCCAAUGGAGCUCCCGCUCGUAGGGAUAGCAAUCCUGGUUUAAGAGGCUCUGAGUCUUUGGUUGGGUACUCGCCAUCCGAAGUGGUUCCCGACAAAGCUCAGCCUAGUAUUCAGUACAAGCUAUUGCCAGGACAAAAGGAAGAUGCCGACAUUGGAUCCUAUCUGAACUUCGUGGAUGCCGACAACCCCCAACCGAUUCGUGGCUCAGGUGGCGGUGAUGAUCCAGGCCCCAGGAAUUAUUACUACGACCGGAUUAACAGUGACAAGCUCGCCCCUCCGGGAACUGACUCAGGUCAGACAAUCAAUGCCCAAUGGCCUCUCGGACUUAGCCAUAACCGGUUAGGACUGAAAGGCGCCGGCUGGGCCCGCCAGGAAAACACGGGGGUAAUGCCAGCUGCAGUAGCAAUGGCUGGUGUUGAUAUGAGACUUGAGCCCGCUGGCUACCGUGAGCUCCACUGGCACGUCGCCGCGGAAUGGUCUCUCAUCUUGAAUGGUUCCUGUCGCAUUCAGGCGGUCAAUGAGAAUGGAGAGACUUUCGUCGACGACUUGACCGCAGGCGACGUGUGGUUCUUCCCACCUGGCAUCCCCCACUCUAUUCAAGCCCUUGAUGAUGGCGUCGAGUUCUUGCUUGUCUUUGACGACGGUUCUUUCAAUGAAGACAAUACCUUCCUUGCCACGGAGGUCUUUAUGCAUCAACCGAAAGAGGUCCUCGCCAAAAACCUCGGUGUUCCCAUCGCGGCAUUCGAUGACCUCCCCGAUGAUGAGCUAUACAUCUUCAAAGGCACCCCUGCUCCAAAGGACAUCGAGGAGCAGAACGUGACUACAGCCGCUGGACUUGUUCCGCUCUCGCAGAGCUACUCCUAUCACUUCUCAGAGCAGCCAGCCCACGAGGUUGCUGGUGGCUCUGUCAAGAUCGUCGAUCCGGUUACCUUCCCCCUUGCGAGUAACUUCUCUGCUGCCGUCGUGACCGUUCACCCGGGUGGCAUGCGCGAGAUUCACUGGCAUCCGAGUAGCGAUGAGUGGACUUUCUUCAUCAAAGGCCAAGGCCGUGCUACUCUCUUUACUGCACCGGACACAGCGACCACUUUUGACUACCGAGCCGGUGAUAUUGGCUAUUUCCCGCAGUCGAAUAGCCACUACAUUGAGAACACAGGCGAUGAAGAUCUUAUGUUCUUGGAAGUACUCCAAGCUCCUCAGUUCACUGAUAUGGCUCUUGGCCAAUGGAUUGCUUCAACGCCGAAGCAGAUAGUUGCUGAUACGCUAAACUUGAGUGAGGAGACUCUCAGCAAGCUCAAAACGGCGAAACAGUAUGUUGUUGCGGGAACCACUGAUAAUUAG